Molecule: messenger RNA, 1617 nt
Organism: Trichoderma gamsii
Lineage: Eukaryota; Fungi; Ascomycota; Sordariomycetes; Hypocreales; Hypocreaceae
Product: cytochrome P450 61
Exons: 5
Coding region: 1-1617 (538 amino acids)
Biological process (GO): sterol metabolic process
Molecular function (GO): iron ion binding; oxidoreductase activity, acting on paired donors, with incorporation or reduction of molecular oxygen; heme binding
Source: RefSeq, a predicted model, not a curated record
AUGGAGGCCGUCAAUGCCACCGGGGCAUCCUCAGUCUUUACGUCUGUUCUCGCCAAUUCGAAAUAUGUCAGCGCCAACAUUCCUCCCCAGCUGGACUAUGUGAUCGAGACCAUCUCUACCGCGGGGCCAUGGACUUGGCUCUUCACCAUCAUCGCCCUCUGCGUCGCCUAUGACCAAAUCAGCUAUCUUCUCAACAAGGGCUCUAUUGUCGGUCCGGCAUUCAAGACGCCUUUCAUUGGGCCUUUCCUACAGUCCAUGGACCCCAAAUUUGAAGAGUACUAUGCCAAGUGGCUGAGCGGCCCCUUGAGCUGCGUCUCUGUUUUCCACAAAUUUGUCGUUAUUGCGUCCACUCGUGAUAUGGCUCGCAAGGUUCUCAACUCCCCAAUGUACGUGAAGCCUUGUGUCGUCGACGUUGCCCACAAGCUCCUCGGAAAGGACAACUGGGUUUUCCUUGACGGCAAGCUCCACGUGGAUUUCCGCAAGGGUCUCAACGGUCUUUUCACCCGCAAGGCUCUUGCAGACUACCUUCCCGGCCAGGAGGAGGUGUACAAGGCGUAUUUCAAGCGAUUCCUCGACAUCACCAAGGAGAAUGGCGGCAAGCCCGUUCCCUUCAUGCCCGAGUUCCGUGAACUCAUGUGCGCCGUCUCUUGCCGCACCUUUGUCGGCCACUACAUCUCCGACGAGGCCAUCAAGAAGAUUGCUGAUGAUUAUUAUCUCAUCACCGCAGCUCUUGAGCUUGUCAACUUCCCCAUCAUUCUUCCUUACACUAAGACCUGGUAUGGAAAGAAGGCUGCCGACAUGGUUCUCGCUGAAUUCGCCAAGUGUGCUGCCAAGGCAAAGGUCCGCAUGGCUGCUGGAGGAGAAGUCACCUGUAUCAUGGAUGCUUGGAUUCUGGUCAUGAUCCAGUCAGAGCGUUGGCGCGAGGCUGAGGCCAAGGGCCUACCCACCGAGGAUUUGGUGAAGCCGUCACCCAUGGUGCGCAUGUUUGGAGAUUACGAGAUCUCCCAGACCGUCUUCACCUUCCUCUUUGCCUCUCAGGAUGCCACCAGCAGUGCCGCCACCUGGCUCUUCCAGGUUACCGCUCAACGACCCGAUGUUCUCGACCGUAUCCGAGAGGAAAACCUCAAGGUCCGCAACGGCGAUAUCAAUGCUGACCUCAACAUGGAUCAACUCGAGUCUCUGACUUACACCCGUGCCGCCGUUCGAGAACUCCUCCGAUACCGCCCACCGGUCCUCAUGGUUCCGUAUCUGGUCAAGAAGCCGUUCCCCAUCACCGACACCUACACUGUUCCCAAGGGCUCUAUGCUGAUUCCUACGACGUACAUGGCUCUGCAUGAUCCCGAAGUCUACCCCAACCCUGACUAUUACGACCCCGAGAGAUACUUUUCGGGCGAUGCCGAAGUCAAGGGUGCCAAGAACUACCUGGUGUUCGGAACCGGCCCUCACUACUGCCUUGGUCAGCUAUAUGCCCAGCUUAACCUGGCUCUGAUGAUCGGAAAGGCCUCUGUGCAAAUGAACUGGACUCAUCACGCCACCCCUCUCUCAGAAGAGAUCAAGGUGUUUGCAACCAUCUUCCCCAAGGAUGACUGCCCUCUUACUUUUGAAGCGAGAAACUAA